UUGAAGAGGUUGAAAAUCUUUUCUAGCCAAGCGAUGAAACCGUUGACAUGGGGCGUGUACCAGCCCAAGAUAGAGGUUGUCUACACCUGUCGUGCAAAGCUGCAAGAAACAAAGAGAUGCAACACCGUCUCCUCGGAGCAUUGGCACAACGGGCAUAUAUUUUGAAUCGGCAUCCCUUUACGUGCAAGAUUAUCUAGCACCGGCAUUAUGUUAUUUGCAGCCCGCCAGAUGAGAUUACGAAUAGUAGGUGUGGUGUGGACUUGCCAGAGUUUCCUCCACACUGAUUUCGAGCUGCUGUCAUUGACCACACUCUCAUCCCAUGUUAGCAUACGAUAUGCACUCUUAACCGAAUACAAACCUGACUUGUCCCUAGCCCAAAUGAGCUUGUCAACUUGGGCAGAGUCGGCAGCCUCUCCUCUCAGCGCCGCCCCCCCUCAGCGCCGCCAUUUCCUCUCUGCCCUCUCCAGCACCGACGCCGUCCCUGCCGUGCGUCUCUCUCCCUCGGCGACAGCUUCUCCAGCGCCUCCUCUCUUCUGCCGCGCUGUCACCAUGUCCGAGAAGAACCCCGCCUCCGAGAAAUCUGCCACCACGCCUCCCUCCACUCCUCACUUGGCGUUCACAACCAUCUCUAACGUGAAGCUUCAUGUCCCGAUCCUCUUGGAGCUUCUCCGAGCCGAACUACAGAAAGUGGAUCUGCUUGUUCCUACUCUUGAUUCUGCGAUGGAACUCUGGAAAUCUAUUCACUCUCUCUUCCACGACAACAAACCUGCCCGGGCAAUGCAAUUGGAGCACCAAUUCUGGACCAUGACGAAAGGCUCACUCACCAUGUCGGCCUAUUGUCAAAUCCUCAGAAACUUAGCCGAUUGGUUGGACGAUGUCGAUGCCCCGGUCUCAAAACAACAACUAGUGCUACAAGUCCUUCGGGGGUUACCAGACGACAUACGCAAUCAAACGUCCUUCCUCCAGUUUCAAACGCUGGCCCCGAAUUUCUUUAAACCCGAUCGGUGCUCCUCCUCAUCGAGCGUCAACAGUCGGACCUGGGCAGCGCUGAUCACUCCUCAGGCACGACCCUUCUCUCGGCCGGAAACCCUGGCGCCAUCUUCCACAGCCCCACUGGUGGAGGACGUGGGCUCCACAGCACUAGCAGCGGCCGAGGACAGCAGCAACCUAGCAGCGGCAGUGGCCGUGGCGGCCACUGCAACUGCUGUCGAGGUUGAAGCUUAGGGUCGAAUCCCCGCACCACCCACGGACAGCCCUGAAAGUCACCAAACCCCAGGCCCUAUCCCGGCCUUCUCGGCCCCAGG
Molecule: messenger RNA, 1304 nt
Organism: Cuscuta campestris
Lineage: Eukaryota; Viridiplantae; Streptophyta; Magnoliopsida; Solanales; Convolvulaceae
Source: the annotation of a GenBank genome assembly